AUGACGCCGGUAAUGUCGCUGCUGGAAGAGAAUGCAAGGAUGACCUCCUUUGGUAUCGGAAAGUUUGCCAUCAGCGAUUUCUCCAUGGCCGUCAUCCAGUGCUACAUUGUAUACUUGGGAGCUCAUUCUCAUGGUCCAACCCCUUCAUCUAUUGACCUAGAAACUGCCACACAUUUUCAUUAUGAUUUUCUGGGUUCAAUUCUUGGCAGCCAUGAAAAGGCCAAAGAAGCAAUUAUUUAUUCAUAUAAUAAACACAUCAAUGGCUUUGCGGCAGCACUUGAAGAGGAAGAAGCUGCAGAUAUUGCAGAAAACCCAAACGCAGUAUCAGUGUUCUUGAGCAAAGACCAUAAACUGCACAUUACUCAUUCAUGGGAGUUUCUUGGACUGCAAAGAAAUGGUAGGAACACAACAUGGCAAAAGGGAAGAUUUGGUGAAAAUACAAUCAUCAGUAACAUUGAUACAGGUUUUGUGGGUAAUGUUGGGUCCUGCACAAAGAUUAAUAGGCUCGUGGACAUUAUCACAGUUGUGGGGGGUCAAGGAUACUCAUUACCUGCAGAUAUACAGUAUCUUGAUGCUAGAUGGGAAGUUCUUGUUGUGCUUCCUCUGCGUGAUUGUUUUGCCCAAGAGAUCAACAUGCUAUGCCCCCUUGAUGGGUUUGUAGUCCUCUAA
Molecule: messenger RNA, 669 nt
Organism: Glycine soja
Lineage: Eukaryota; Viridiplantae; Streptophyta; Magnoliopsida; Fabales; Fabaceae
Product: subtilisin-like protease Glyma18g48580
Exons: 6
Coding region: 1-669 (222 amino acids)
Source: RefSeq, a predicted model, not a curated record